GUUAACUGUUUAUAUAUAUAUAUAUAUAGUGAAGGAAAAUGAUUAAUUGUCCUCUCUCCUUCACAUUUUAUCCUAAUUAAUUAAUACUAUUUUUUUCUUGCUUUCCUCUCUUUUUUUCCCUCAUUUUUUUCCUUGAAAAUAGAAUGCACAUUCCUUAGGUUAAGAUGGUAAUUUUUAUGGGAAUGACCAUUUCACCUACCCAAAAAAGAGACAUACUUUACUUUUCAAACUCGAAAAAAAAAAACAGGAAUGAAAAAGUGGAAUGAGUGUUUCAUUCCAUUCCAACCAUGGCCUAAAAGUGCAAAAUAGAAAGAACAACUGCAUGUGAUAUAUAGAAACAAGAGACAUGCAGUGCAAAUUAAACCACAAUUGUUUGGAUAUAUACAACUAAGGAAGAAAAGAAUAAAAGGCUAAUCCAUCUGAAAGGGUAAAAUCAGAUUUGGAUCUAACCAAUCACAAAUUCCUUUCUUGCUUUCACCCUUUAUUAAUUUCCAACACUCAGCAUCAAGGAAUGUUCUUUCUUUUCUUCCCUUCCCUUAGCCUCAUAUUCCCUCCCAUUAUGGUGUCCUCUAUAUAUACUCUCUACUUCAGGGAUCAGAGGACAGAAAACCAAUUCCUCCAUUCAACUACAAACCAUUUUUAGCAUUACAAUGGCUUCUUCACCAGUUUUCAAACAAUCAUCUAUGGUUGAUGGCAUGCCAGAUGCAUUGAAGCAGAACCGGUUUCAUAUGAAAAGAUGCUUUGCUAGGUUUGUGGGAAUGGGGAGAAGGUUACUGAAAACCCAUCAUUUAGUGGAAGAAAUGGAGAAAUCAAUAGAGGACAAGGUUGAAAGAAACAAAGUCUUGGCUGGUCUGCUUGGUGAAGUCUUCAGUUCCACUGAGGAGGCUGCUGUUGUUCCACCUUAUGUUGCUUUAGCAGUAAGGCGCAAUCCUGGUUUAUGGGAAUAUGUCAAGGUGAACAAUGAUGAUCUAGCUGUAGAUGUUAUGACUUCAACAGAAUACUUGAAAUUCAAAGAAUUGAUCUACAACGAAAAGUGGGCCAACGACGAAAAUGCAAUGGAAAUAGAUUUUGGAGCAUUAGACUUCUGCACUCCUCGCUUAACCCUUUCUUCUUCUAUUGGAAAUGGAGUCAGUUAUAUCUCGAAGUUCUUGACUUCAAAGCUUAAUGGGGGUUCUGAGAGUGCAAAGCCUUUGCUGGAGUACUUACUUGCUCUUAGUCAUCAUGGAGAGAAACUUAUGAUCAAUGACACACUCAAUACAGUAGCCAAUCUUCAAGUUGCAUUGAUGACAGCUGAUAUUUUCAUCUCCGCGCUACCAAAAGACACGCCUUAUCAGAAGUUUGAGCAGAGGCUUAAAGAGUGGGGCUUUGAGAAAGGAUGGGGUGAAAAUGCAGAAAGAACCAAAGAGACAAUGAGCAUACUUUCCGAGACACUUCAGGCUCCAGACCCUGUUAACAUGGAGUCCCUCUUUAGGAGGCUUCCUGUCAUAUUCAACGUUGUAAUCUUCUCCGUUCACGGCUACUUUGGUCAGUCGGAUGUACUUGGCUUGCCAGAUACUGGAGGCCAGGUUGUUUACAUUCUAGAUCAAGUGAAAGCUUUAGAGGAAGAACUGCUUCUCAGAAUUAAGCAACAGGGCUUGAAUGUGAAGCCUCAGAUUCUUGUGGUAACUCGUCUUAUACCAGAUGCAAAAGGGACAAAGUGCAACCAGGAGAUGGAGCCUAUCCUUAACACUAUGCACACUCACAUCCUUAGGGUCCCUUUCCGGACUGAGAAAGGGGUUCUCCGGCCAUGGCUUUCCAGGUUUGAUGUCUACCCAUACCUGGAAAAGUUUGCUGAGGAUGCUACUGCUAAGAUCCUAGAGCACAUGGAAUGUAAACCAGACCUUGUACUUGGGAAUUACACUGAUGGAAACCUGGUGGCAUCUCUAGUGGCUAGCAGACUCGGAAUUACUCUGGGAACCAUUGCUCAUGCUUUAGAGAAAACUAAGUAUGAAGAUUCUGAUGUGAAGUGGAAGGAGUUGGAUCCAAAGUACCAUUUCUCAUGUCAAUUUACAGCUGACUUGAUUGCGAUGAAUGCAGCUGAUUUCAUCAUUACUAGCACUUAUCAAGAAAUCGCAGGAAGUAAGAAAAGGCCUGGACAGUAUGAAAGCCAUACGGCAUUUACCAUGCCAGGCCUUCAUAGAGUGGUUUCAGGCAUCAAUGUCUUCGAUCCAAAGUUCAACAUUGCUGCCCCUGGGGCUGAUCAAUCCAUCUUUUUUCCCUUCUCCGAGAAACAGAAGCGAUUAACCUCAUUUCAUCCUUCCAUUGAAGAACUACUCUACAGUAAGGAGGAUAAUAGCGAGCACACUGGUUUUCUUGCAGAUAGGAAGAAGCCCAUCAUCUUUUCAAUGGCGAGACUUGACACGGUGAAGAACAUAACAGGAUUGACUGAGUGGUAUGCGAAGAACAAAAGGCUCAGAAAUUUGGUAAAUCUUGUUGUGGUGGCUGGGUUCUUUGAUGCAUCCAAAUCGAAAGACCGGGAAGAAAUCAUGGAAAUAAAAAAGAUGCACACAUUGAUAGAGAAAUACCAACUCAAGGGUCAGAUCAGAUGGAUAGCAGCUCAAAACGACAGGUACCGGAAUGGUGAGCUGUAUCGCUGCAUUGCAGAUACAAAGGGAGCUUUUGUGCAGCCUGCACUAUAUGAAGCUUUUGGUCUAACAGUUAUUGAAGCAAUGAACUGUGGAUUACCCACAUUUGCAACUAAUCAAGGAGGACCAGCAGAGAUCAUUGUUGAUGGGGUAUCAAGCUUCCACAUUGAUCCUAACAAUGGCGACGAGUCAAGCAACAAGAUUGCCAAUUUCUUUGAGAAAUGCAAGGUGGAUGCUGGAUAUUGGAACAAGAUGUCUCAAGCCGGUCUCAAGCGUAUCUAUGAAUGCUACACAUGGAAGAUUUACGCGAACAAAGUGUUGAACAUGGGGUCUAUAUAUGGCUUUUGGAGACAAUUGAACAAGGAGCAAAAGCAAGCUAAGCUAAGAUACAUUCAAAUGUUCUACAAUCAGCAAUUCAGAGAUCUGGUGAAGAAUGUAGCAAUCCCAAGUGAUGAACCUCAACCACCAGCAGCCCCUGCACCAUUAUCAUCACCUGAACCCCAACAACCAGUGCCGGUGCCAAAGACAGACACUCAGCCAACGCGUUCCACAAAAGAUGAACCACCUACGCGUCCCACAAAAGAUGAACCAAAACCAAAGGAAGAAGGUAGUCCAGAGCAGAAGCAGUGGCUAGGCUACCGAAGAAACCUUGGUGCAACUUUGUCCAGUGGUUCGUGGUGCUUUGUUGCUAUCUCUGUUUUUGUCAUUGUUUAUGCUAUAAAGAAUUUAUAUAGCUCACCUGAUCAUCAGCACCGUGAUUAGACGGUGCAAUCUCAAGAAAUUCUGUGAAAAACCCUAAUAUUGUAAAUGCUUUACUUGUCAAUAAAAUGUUUCAUUUGGCAUU
Messenger RNA from Cornus florida, 3468 nucleotides. RefSeq names its product sucrose synthase 7-like. Bases 651 to 3386 code for a protein of 911 amino acids. The record is from RefSeq and is a predicted model, not a curated record. Gene Ontology annotation, molecular function: sucrose synthase activity. Gene Ontology annotation, biological process: sucrose metabolic process. The transcript is spliced from 15 exons. Lineage: Eukaryota; Viridiplantae; Streptophyta; Magnoliopsida; Cornales; Cornaceae.